Molecule: messenger RNA, 730 nt
Organism: Brassica napus (rape)
Lineage: Eukaryota; Viridiplantae; Streptophyta; Magnoliopsida; Brassicales; Brassicaceae
Product: probable histone H2A.3
Exons: 2
Coding region: 110-508 (132 amino acids)
Cellular component (GO): nucleosome
Molecular function (GO): structural constituent of chromatin; DNA binding; protein heterodimerization activity
Source: RefSeq, a predicted model, not a curated record
UACUCAUGGCGGGUUUCGCUGUAAGCCUGUAACCAACUCAUUAUUGUUAUCGUCUCAAUUACACUUCGUUCAUAUACUUUUCUUUGCCUUUCUAGAGAGUUCAUCAGAGAUGGCUGGUCGAGGAAAACAACUCGGAUCUGGCGCGGCGAAGAAGGCUACAUCUCGCAGUAGCAAGGCGGGGCUCCAAUUCCCCGUUGGUCGUAUCGCCCGAUUCCUCAAGGCCGGAAAGUACGCCGAGCGUGUUGGAGCAGGAGCUCCGGUUUACCUCGCCGCCGUUCUUGAAUACCUCGCCGCCGAGGUGCUUGAGCUUGCUGGGAACGCGGCAAGAGAUAACAAGAAGACUCGGAUUGUGCCUCGACACAUUCAGCUUGCUGUGAGGAACGACGAGGAGCUAAGCAAGUUACUUGGAGAUGUGACGAUUGCUAAUGGAGGAGUGAUGCCUAACAUCCACAAUCUCCUUCUCCCUAACAAGAAGGCUGGUUCCUCUAAGCCUACCGAUGAAGAUUAGGAGAUCCAAUGUCACAAAGUCUGAUAACGAUGGAUAAUGGUUUGAGGGCAGAGGGAACAAGUAGUAGAGGACGGUUACGCAACAGCUGUGUGGAUGUAGUAGUAGUUGCAAAUGAUAUUUUGUUCCUUUGUGUGAAUAUAUGAAGAACCUUUCUUCUCUUUGAUUCAGACUCUACAUGCUUUAGGGGUUCGUACUGUAAUAAUACUCCACUUUGUUGACUUA